Messenger RNA from Striga asiatica, 369 nucleotides. The record is from the annotation of a GenBank genome assembly. Lineage: Eukaryota; Viridiplantae; Streptophyta; Magnoliopsida; Lamiales; Orobanchaceae.
AUGCCAGCUUAUGAAAGAACAAAGGAUAUAUUAGCUGGAAGUAUUGGCCAGCAAAUUUCUCUCAGCCAGGCUCCUACAUGGAAUGAAGCUUUAAUUAGGCGCAGAGAAAAGAGAAAGAGGAGACGGAGUUCAAGGUAUUACCGGACAACAUCGCGCUGUGCGUCAACUGCGGGGUCGCAAAAUCACGCCUCCGCCGCCUCCAGGAUCCUAUGCCAGAAAUGCUUCAAUUCGGUGAAGAGUCGCGCCGCCGCCGUGGAUAGAUCCUUCAGAUCCAGUCCGCCCGCGAGGUUUUCGAUGGAGGGGAGGUUGGAUUUUCCCCCGGUGAGCGGAGAUCCGGAGAAGGAGGCGUUGGUUGAGUCUGCGGCCUAG